GGAAGUACUCGAAGGCGAAGUCUCUUGAGUUGUGAGUUUCUUCCGGUGAGUCGCUUUAAAUGCUGGUUGUUGCCGUUUGCCGUUUGAUGGUGGGGAGAGUGGGCUCGCAUCGAAGUGGUCACGAUUAUGUCUAUCAGGCUUACCGAGCAAAGUGAGACAUGGCUGAAAUAUUUGCUGUCAACGCCGGUUUGCCCUCGCCAUCCACUAUAAACGUCACCUUUCCGAUCCAGGAGGACGCCAGCGCCGCUGCUGCUGCCGCCCCUCCAUCCUCUCUGAGCAGUGAGGAUUACCUAUUUGUGGAGCCCAGGCACUCCAACACUGUCCUGCAGGGCCUCAACAGCCUGCGGCUCAACAACGCCUUCUGUGAUGUGACCCUGUGCUGUGGAGGACAGGAGUUCCCCUGCCAUCGCAUUGUGCUGGCCUCCUUUAGCUCUUACUUCCAGGCAAUGUUUUCCACUGACCUGAUAGAGUCCAAACAGGAGCGUGUUGCCAUCAAUGGAGUUGAGCCUCAGAUGAUUGGCAUGUUGGUGAGCUAUGCUUACACCUCAGAGGUCUACAUUUCUAAAGCAAAUGUGCAGGCCCUGCUGGCAGCUGCCAAUCUGCUGGACGUGAUGGCUGUUCGAGAGGCCUGUUGUCAUUUCAUGGAGCGUCAGAUGGAUGAGAUGAACUGUGUGGGGAUUCACUGCUUUGCUGAGGCCCAUUCUUGUAAGGUGCUGGAGAAACGCAGCAUGGACUACAUUCACGAGCACUUCAGCAGUGUUUCUCAGCAGGAGGAGUUCCUGUCUCUGUGUGUGGACAAACUGACAGAAAUCAUUGCCAGUGAUUUUCUCAAUGUGCCUAAAGAGGAGAUGGUGUUUGAAGCCGCCAUAUCGUGGUUGAAUAAAUGUACGUCUCGCAAACAGAGCUUUGAAAAGGUCCUUGAACAUAUCCGGCUGCCUCUCAUCAGCCCCUACUACCUCCACGAUGUGAUCGAGUCUCUGGAUGUGGUGAAGGAGAACCAGGGUUGCCAGAAGCUCAUCUCUGAGGCCAAGGACUACCUGCUGCUAAAGGACCGCCGUGGAGAGCUCUACUGCUCCAGAUCCAGGCCACGCAGGUCCACCGAGACAGCUGAAGUGAUAGUGACAGUCGGCGGGGAGGAUGAUAAGGUUGUUCUGCGCAGCGUCGAGAGCUUCGAUCCUGUGACGAAUCAAUGGAAGAAUCUGGCCUGCCUGCCCUUCGCUGUGAGCAAACACGGGCUGGUCCUGUCAGACUCCACUCUGUAUUUGGCAGGAGGAGAGUUUCCUGAUGGCUCAGCCAGCAGAGAGAUGUGGCGCUACGACCCCUGCUUUGACUCCUGGAUGGAGAUGGCUCCCAUGAAUGUAGCUCGCUCUGAGUUAGGCCUGGUGAUGCUGGACGGCUUUGUGUAUGCAGUGGGAGGGUGGGAGGGACGCUCUCGCCUGGACUCGGUGGAGUGCUACAACCCUCACACCAACUCCUGGCAAUUCACAGAAUCUGUGAAGAUGGCCGUCACAAGUCCUGCUGUGGUGGCCCUGGACGGACUCCUCUAUGUUACUGGUGGUGCAAUUCUAGAGGAUGGCGACGGCACAGACCUUGCUCAAGUGUACAACCCUAAAACCUCUGUAUGGACAGAGGUUGCCCCCAUGCAGAUCGCUCGGUCUGGUUCAGCUGCUUGCACACUCAAAGGAAAGAUUUAUGUUAUAGGUGGGUGGCAUGCCUCGACAGAGAACACCGAUAAGGUGGAGUGUUACAAUCCCAAAACCAAUCAGUGGACCAUGUGCGCCCCCAUGAAAGAACGUCGCUACCGGCCUGGUGCUGCUGUUGUGGAUGGAAAGAUCUACGUCCUGGGAGGAGAAGAAGGCUGGGACAGAUAUCACGACACAAUCGAGAGGUACUGUGACGAGAAGGACAUGUGGGAGAUCAUUGGGGAGAUGACCACCAGUCGCAGCUGGCUCAGCUGUGUGUCUCUCCAGCUGAGGAAGGACCUCCACAUAAGCAGCUUUCCCGGGACGCCAAAUGACAACUGAUCUGUCUGAGGAAAUCUUAUGUGGUUAUUCUUUGCACCCUCAUUAGGGGACAGUGCCCUACAAAGCUCAGAGCUGUGGAGGACAGCGAACUGAGAAGGGAUGCCUGGAUUUGGCAGAGCGCUGUUUGAGCUGUUACAGGCGGCAAAAGGUAGUCGUUUUUUAAACGGUGACUGCUUGUGGAAUAAGUCUCACUUGGGUCCUGUCUUUAGGCGUGGCGACAAAGGAAACAUCGUACAUGAAUCUCAAGUUACUGAUUGACGACUCAGUCAGCAGUCAUAACUCCCCCCUGUAUGAUGUACGUUUAGGGUACUGUUAUUGUCCGAGCACCUCAACUCUGAAGGUUUUCUCAGCCAACAAAGUGUACUUUUGCAUUAUGUGGCGUAUUUAAUGGAGUGUGACUAGCUGUGAGAAAAAAAUGGUAAACAUUUCGCUCUAUCAAAAGAUGCUCUAUGGGCCAAAGAAUCUACUUGUGAAUAUUUUCGAAGGUCACCUGUGAAAAAGUUGUCUAUACGUGAGCAGUGUUUUUGUAAUCUUUGUAAGUUCUGAAUGAUUGUCUUUACCACUUGUAAUAUGUUGAGUAUAUUUUUGUAAUGUAAUGUGCAAAAUGCAUUUUAGUGACUUUAAAUGGAGUGGGUUCUAAUAAAGAUUUUUAAUUAUU
This is a messenger RNA of Sander lucioperca (pikeperch), 2682 nucleotides long. RefSeq names its product kelch-like protein 20. Gene Ontology annotation, molecular function: protein binding. The transcript is spliced from 12 exons. NCBI's taxonomy places the organism in Eukaryota, Metazoa, Chordata, Actinopteri, Perciformes, Percidae. The coding region runs from base 159 to 2024 and encodes 621 amino acids. The record is from RefSeq and is a predicted model, not a curated record.